AUAUCCGGGUAUCGCAACGAAUUCACAAUAUUCCACUGCAAUUGUAGAGGACGGAACAGAGCGUUUCCAAACCAAAAUCUAACAAUGUCUGGAAGAGGUAAAAGCGGCAAGGCCCGUGCGAAGGCUCGGACCCGUAGCAACCGGGCUGGUCUCCAGUUCCCAGUCGGUCGUGUUCAUCGUCUUCUCCGCAAAGGUAACUACGCAGAGCGUGUUGGUGCCGGAGCUCCAGUCUACCUAGCAGCGGUGCUGGAAUAUCUCACCGCUGAGAUCCUUGAGCUAGCCGGAAACGCUGCCCGGGACAACAAGAAGACUCGCAUCAUCCCUCGCCACCUCCAGUUGGCUGUGCGUAACGACGAGGAGCUGAACAAACUUCUCGGCGGCGUCACCAUUGCCCAGGGCGGUGUUCUGCCCAACAUCCAGGCUGUUCUGCUGCCCAAGAAGACCGGACAGUCUGCUCCGAGCUCCGGCAAGACGGGAAAGAAGGCUUCCUCGCAGUCACAAGAAUAUUAGCCACAUGGCCGCUAACGUUCAUCCCAACGGCCCUUUUAAGGGCCACCCAAACUCGUCUAAAGAUCAAAUGUCCUUUGUGUGUCCUCGUCACAUUUUGCUAAUAAAUUGAUUUACUAAA
This is a messenger RNA of Syngnathus acus (greater pipefish), 628 nucleotides long. RefSeq names its product histone H2AX. The record is from RefSeq and is a predicted model, not a curated record. Gene Ontology annotation, molecular function: structural constituent of chromatin; protein heterodimerization activity; DNA binding. Bases 85 to 510 code for a protein of 141 amino acids. The transcript has a single exon. Gene Ontology annotation, cellular component: nucleosome. Lineage: Eukaryota; Metazoa; Chordata; Actinopteri; Syngnathiformes; Syngnathidae.